Molecule: messenger RNA, 2178 nt
Organism: Papaver somniferum (opium poppy)
Lineage: Eukaryota; Viridiplantae; Streptophyta; Magnoliopsida; Ranunculales; Papaveraceae
Exons: 4
Coding region: 1331-1753 (140 amino acids)
Source: RefSeq, a predicted model, not a curated record
UCCAUAAUUUAAAACAUGUACUAACACCAACAAUGGUGUGGAAGAUCCAUUAAUUAUAUACAGAUUGGAUGGAUGAAAAUACAACUAUAAUGUUGUGGAUCAAUUCGACGAUCUCUGAUAGUGUCAUCUCAUAUUUUGCUUCCGCAACUUCAUCAUAUGAACUCUGGAAAGGUAUCUCUGAUUGUUUUGAUCGAAUUAUUCAACUCAUUCUAUUCAGUUUAGAAAAAAAAACUAAUGAAUAUUAAGAAAAGAAACUCUACUAUUGCUUCUUACACCAAUGAAAUCAAGACUAUUACUGAUCAAUUAGCUGCUACUAAAUCUAUUAUUUCUGAUGAUGAGAUUGUAGUAGUUACAUUAGUUGGUUUAAAUGUUGAUUUCAACUCUUUUGAUACAUAUGUGAGAAUGCACAGUCCACUUGUUACAAGUCUUCAAAUACACAACUUGUUGCUUUAGUGAAAAACUAAUUAUCAAUAACAAAAUUGCAAGUUUUUCAAUUGAAACGACUAAUAGAGCUUUUUAUGCUUCUGGUAGUAACAAUGGUAGAGGUAAUUCAAGAGGUUUCUAUAGAGGAGGUCGUGGAUCUAAUUCUGGUAGAGGUUAUGGUAGAGGUGGUGGUAUUCUACCUUCUCCAACAUCAACAGUCUCUUAUACUACUUCUAUAGCAAGACCUGCUUCUUUUACUACAACUGAAAGAAAUAAAUCAAUCUACUCUGGGGAUAGACCUAUCUAUCAAAUUUGUCACAGAUAUGGUCAUUCUAGUGAUGAAUAUUGGAACAUUAUUAACUUUACUUAUCAAGGAAGAAAUCCUCUUAGAAAUCUACAGGCUAUGCUUGAUCCUGCAAAUGUUAGAUCCAAAGAUGACAUUUUCAAGCCAAAGGUGAAUAGUGCUGGAAUUUCUGGAGCUAUAACUGAUGCUGCUGGAUUUACAGCGCUAGGACAGGACCUUGUUGAGGUAAAUGUCUACCUAAUAACACGUCUUACUAAUGAGAAUAUUGCAACAUAUGCAAUAUGGGGAUGAAUGAAAAACUGAUAUUGUUUAGUUAUGAACUCGAUACAAGUUCUAAGUCAUUGCCGCAAGUGAUUCCAGUUUCGGGCCUGGCCAAAGCCUACAACAUGUUUGGCUAGAAGAUUAGCCUUAUUAUACGCUUCUGUGAAAUAAAAGUACAUAACCUGGAAUCAAAAUCUAUAAUAUAAAGCAAAAUGAUUUGUUUGGUGUUAGUGACAUAAAAAUAACAUUAGAAGUCCGAGAGAAUCAAGUUUCAUUCCUCGCCGUAGCCCUAGAAUUGAGCUGCAGCGGAGAGAGCUUCAAUUAGAGAAGCAUCGUACUGCAAUGAGAGAAAGAAGAAGUUCUAUGACUGAAAAUGAAAAGCAUCAGUUCCUUGAAAAAUCCCGUUCGUCAAUGAAAGAAAGAAAAAGUUUAGUGACUGGAAAAGACAAACAGCUGAUCCUUGAACAACUUCGAAGGGCUUAUAAAAUACGAAGAAUAAGAGUGGGUGAGGGAACUAACAAUGAGCACACAGCCGGUCCAAGUAGUGAGCGCAAUGAUGUUCCUGUUAUGAACCUCAGUAGAAGCCCAAGAUUGAUAGAGCAGGGACAGGCUCAACGUCAGCAUGUUCAGGGUUCAGACAUACCUCUUCCCUGUCGAAGUCCUAAGAUUGUCGAGCAAGUAAAUCAGAGUCGAGAGGAUCACGCCACAGAGGCAUUUCGAAAGAGAAAAGGCAAGGAAGUUUCAGAAACAAAGCCGUGCAAAUAGUUACGUUCCAGACAGAAACACUUUGGAAAGCUUAGUUACAAGGUGCAACGUUGCUGAGAAAGUCAUUACCCGCCAAAGCCCCAGACUUCUCGAGCAAGUUCAGCUCCAAGAUGAGCUUACGGCAGAGAAAUCCCGAAAGAGAAAGGGAAAAGCAGUUGCGGUAUACCGGGUAUUACUUUUACUAAGUUCUGAUAUUAAAUCCAACACCCCUCAUUUGAACAGGCACAGAAUGAGAUGAUGUGUUACUUCAACUGAGGGAAAAGCAGUUGCAUUGUCCAGAUGCACGAGCGCAGGGAGGAUCCAUGUGUUACUUCCAAAGAACAGUUCCAGACACGAACCAACAAAUGUCGUGUAUCCAGAAGUCCUGUCAUAAGUUUGUUUUUAAAAAUUUGAUUCUAUUGCUUUUAUCAGCAUGCUAUGUCGAA